GAGAAGAAGAAAAAACCCACUCUCUCGGGCUCGCACAGGCGCCUUGCUUUCACUGUAACCGGUAGUCGUUAAAGUGCGUUCCGGACCAACCUCAUGAUGGAGACGGAUAGUUGUUUGUCUUUCUCUUCGCAGCCAAACCGGACACCACCAGAGAACUCACCGGGUUUGGAACAGCAUAGUUCCUCGGGUUCGUUUCUUCCCUGUGACGAACUUCAGAAAAACGCACACCUUCCUCUCGCGCACCGCCUGAGUCUCCGGGGUCAGGGUGACUUCUACAGCUCGAGCUCCAUGGGACGAUUUAAUGACGGCGCACCCGCGGACUUUACGCACGGGGCAGCUCCCACGAACCCUCGCGCCUCGCCCAACAAACAUAGCAAAUAUAUGGAAAAUAUUAAUCAGGAUCAAAAUGGUUUAUCAAUAAGCGGGAAGGGCUCGUUUUAUGAAAACAACUCCGAGGCCAGAGAGAAGGUGGGUCCCAAGCCUAUGGGCUACCCAGUGAUUGGUUCAGACUUCUGCAUCAAGCUGAAGGAGCCAACCAAUGGUCUCCAAACAGGGGACUCAAUCGCAGACUCCAUCGACCUAUCGGGCAAGAACAAGAAGCGUCGUAACCGCACCACGUUCAGUACGUUCCAGUUGGAGGAGCUGGAGAAGGUGUUUCAGAAGACUCACUACCCUGAUGUUUACGCCCGGGAACAGCUGGCCCUUAGGACCGAACUCACAGAGGCCCGUGUACAGGUGUGGUUCCAGAACCGACGGGCCAAGUGGAGGAAGAGGGAACGCUACGGGAAGAUCCAGGAGGUGCGAAACCACUUUGCUGCUACAUACAAUAUCUCCACCUACCAGAUGCAGAGCAACCUGUGGCCAGGAGCUGGUGCAGGAGGGGGCGGGGGGUCCGGCGGGGGCUGUGUCCUGAGCCCUGACACCAUGUCUUCCUCUUGUAUGAGCCCCUACCCCCAUCCCCACAGCAACCUCUCCUCCAUGGGCUUCAUGGGCAUGCCCCCGUCCUCCAGCCACCCCCACCACCCUCACCAUCCCCCACACCACCCUGGCAUCAAUAGCCUCUACUCUCUCCACAGCUUCCCUGGGGCCCUCGGGGGCCACUCCUUUGAGCCAGGGCCCGAGACAGAGUAUAAGCCAUCCAGCCUGUUGGCCCUGCGGAUGAAGGCUAAGGACCCUGGGAGUCUUCUAUCCUGGCCUACAUGAUCACCACAGUGUCAGGGCCCUACUAUGUUCUGACUGAGCCAAUGUACACACACACAUUCAAACUCAAUCUUGUAUACUAGCUACGCCAUGGAUAGUUAUGGCCACAUGUGUUUGUGUUGCUGCAUGUUGAUAACAGAAGAAGUCUAAACUCUCUCCUGUGGUUUACUAUAAUAUGUAUACACACACUCUGCUAUUUUUCUCCCAAAAAUGUAAACCCACAGACUUCAAAACAUGACAUGAUAAACAGUUUGAGUUUGUUAGGUAUUUUGUCCCUGGGCAUUUCCAUGUAAAAAGGACCAACAUAUAAAAGUUCAUACGAACAGGUAAAACUGGGUGUCAAAUGAAAACUAAGAGUCUAUAUUUUUGGGGAAAUGAAUGCAUAGAAACCAUUUUGCCAUCUUGAACAUUUGUCAUAAAGUAAAGGCUUUGAUUUCUGGACAAAGGGGGUCUUAGAAAACAUCUACCAGAAAAAAAGUUUUAAAGGUAUCAGAAAUACAUCAAAACACAAUAAUAUUGUAGUAUAAAGACCCCUGCCAUCUAAUAUCAACACAUACUUUUAGUUUUGGUUAAAUGUACCAUCUGUAAGUAUAAUAAAUAUUUCCUUUGUAAUUGUGAUUUGUAAUUCCGUUACCAAACAGCCACAUACUGUAUCUCCUUCAUGAGACAUACCAAUUAGUUACAGUGAUUUUACUGAUAUCAAAUUUUGUUUUUGACGUAUUAAGUGAUUAAAAUUCGUAUUUCGAGAUACCAAGCAAUCUGUAACGUAAUGACUGCAACUGAAUUGGCUACGAUAGGAAAUCGUAGUAGUCACAAACCACAGUUGGAUCACCUGUUACUGUCCUCCCUUCCACUGACUGUUAUGUUCAGCUCAUAGUGUCUUAUGUUACUGUCCUCCCUUCUACUGACUGUUAUGUUCAGCUCAUAGUGUCUCCUGUUACUGUCCUCCCUUCCACUGACUGUUAUGUUCAGCUCAUAGUGUCUCCUGUUACUGUCCUCUCUUCCACUGACUGUUAUGUUCAGCUCAGUGUCUCCUGUUACUGUCCUCCCUUCCACUGACUGUUAUGUUCAGCUCAUAGUGUCUCCUGUUACUGUCCUCCCUUCCACUGACUGUUAUGUUCAGCUCAUAGUGUCUCCUGUUACUGUCCUCCCUUCCACUGACUGUUAUGUUCAGCUCAUCAUUUGGUGGUCAAAGCAAGAGUGUUAAAACAGUACAGUACAGUGGAGUAUAGUGCAGUACAGUGGAGUACAGUGCAGUACAGUGGAGUACAGUGCAGUACAGUGGAGUGCAGUACAGUACAGUGGAGUAUAGUGCAGUACAGUGGAGUAUAGUGCAGUACAGUGGAGUACAGUGCAGUACAGUGGAGUACAGUGCAGUACAGUGGAGUGCAGUACAGUACAGUGGAGAAUAGUGCAGUACAGUGGAGUACAGUGCAGUACAGUGGAAUGCAGUACAGUACAGUGGAGUAUAGUGCAGUACAGUGGAGUACAGUGCAGUACAGUGGAGUGCAGUACAGUACAGUGGAGUGCAGUACAGUACAGUGGAGUACAGUACAGUGAGUUGUACUGAACUAAACUCUACUUUACUGUAGUGAACUCUACUGUACUGUUAAAUAGUUUUGGUCAUUUACACAUGUUAUUGCAGGUGCAGUAAUGCCUAACAAUACAAACAAUACACACAAAUUCCAAAAAUAAAAAUUAAGAAAUUAAGAAAUAUCCGAAUGAGCAAUGUCAGACUCCAGAAAAUAAAUAUACAGUAUAUAUACACUACCGUUCAAAAGUUGAGUCACUUAGAAAUGUCCUUGUUUUUUGCACAUUUUUGUCCAUUAAAAUAACAU
Messenger RNA from Oncorhynchus nerka (sockeye salmon), 3038 nucleotides. Its product is annotated as homeobox protein aristaless-like 3. Gene Ontology annotation, molecular function: RNA polymerase II transcription regulatory region sequence-specific DNA binding; DNA-binding transcription factor activity, RNA polymerase II-specific. Gene Ontology annotation, biological process: regulation of transcription by RNA polymerase II. The record is from RefSeq and is a predicted model, not a curated record. Lineage: Eukaryota; Metazoa; Chordata; Actinopteri; Salmoniformes; Salmonidae.